CCUGACACUUGAGUAGGUAAAUGAAGGACACACGGUACUGCGCAUGGGCAGAAACCUUCUGGACUUUUCCUCACGUGGAGAGAGACACAUUCCCCUUGAGUCAGGUUGUCGCUAGCAACUCUCCAGGUGUCACUUCGUCGACUACCAGACGUCACACAUUAAGUCAUGGCCUUCAGAAAGUUUCUGCCGCUGUUUGACCGGGUGCUGGUGGAGCGCCUCACUGCAGAGACGGUGACCAAAGGAGGCAUCAUGCUGCCAGAGAAGUCUCAAGGCAAAGUGCUGCAGGCUACGGUGGUGGCUGUUGGACCCGGUUCUGUCAAUCAGGACUUCUACAACUGGCCGGAUGAGUCAUUCGAAGAGAUGGACAGCACCCUCGCUGUUCAACAGUACAUCCAGCAGAACAUUCGGUCAGAUUGCUCCAACAUUGACAAAAUCCUGGAGCCCCCAGAGGGUCAGGAUGAGGGCGUGUGGAAGUAUGAGCACCUCAGGCAAUUUUGCUUGGAGCUCAAUGGACUAGCAGUGAAACUGCAGAGCGAGUGCCAUCCAGACACGUGCACCCAGAUGACGGCCACCGAGCAGUGGAUCUUUCUAUGUGCCGCUCACAAGACUCCUAAAGAGUGUCCCGCCAUCGACUAUACCAGGCACACGCUGGACGGAGCUGCCUGCCUUCUCAAUAGCAACAAAUACUUCCCCAGCAGGGUGAGCAUCAAGGAGUCAUCGGUGGCCAAGCUGGGCUCGGUGUGUCGUCGUAUCUACAGGAUAUUCUCACACGCCUACUUCCACCACCGCCAGAUAUUUGAUAAGUAUGAGAAUGAAACGUUCCUGUGUCACCGCUUCACGCGCUUCGUGAUGAAGUACAACCUGAUGUCCAAGGACAACCUGAUCGUGCCCAUCCUGGAGGAGGAGGUGCAGAACACAUCGUCAGCCGGCGAGAGCGAGGCCUGAGGCUCACCGUAAAAAAAAAAAAAAAAAAAAGAAGAAGAAAGGGAGACAACAGAGAAAACAAACUAUAGACAAACACAUGACAUCUAUUCCACACUACUGUACAUACUAAGACUCCUGCCUGGUAACUGUUCCAUAGUCACCUGUGUCUACGAAAAGAAACAAAAAAAACCACCUGCAGGACCAUUUAUUUAACUUCUUUGUUUGUCCAAAACCCCACGCUGUCGCACGUCUCCUUUUAGGGAACAUUUGAUCUUUUAAGCAGCUGGAUUUGCAAAAAAAAAAAAAAAAAAAGAGUAAUCACAGUGCUUUAUAUUGUUGACAAAGGCACACACUGACAGCUACCCCCACCCCCGUGUAAAUAAGCCCCAAUCAUAACCUCUCUGUUAGGUCCCGUUUUCUGAUGGUGCUUCACUCUUUUUCUACGUCUGCUUUUGUUUGCAUUGUCUUGUUUAGAGGGGAAGGGUUUUUCGGUGGCUAGAGGGUGGGGGUGUCCCAGCCCCUAUUAAGUAGCUCAAUAAAUACGUUUAUUUACGAUGCUACGAAGCAACAAAAGUUCCUGUGCGGUAGAGAACAUGUAGUUUACUCCCAAGUGAGAUAUGAUGUCCCCCUGUUUAUAGACACGCACCAAUGUCAACGUGCCCAAAAAGGCGUCCUCAUCGGCCAUGUUUUAAACCGACCGAGCGCCACCUUCCUUCUAUCGCCUGCAUUAACUUAUUUUCUUAAUCCAACCCACUUUUUUUGGUUUUUAAAUGGACUAAAAAGAAAUUUUGUUACUGUCGACAUUUUCAUGAUGUCUGUUAAUAAAAAACGUAUUAUUCUGGA
Dunckerocampus dactyliophorus (ringed pipefish) is the source of this 1767-nucleotide messenger RNA. Its product is annotated as MOB-like protein phocein. The coding region runs from base 166 to 945 and encodes 259 amino acids. Gene Ontology annotation, cellular component: cytoplasm; mitochondrial matrix. The transcript is spliced from 9 exons. The record is from RefSeq and is a predicted model, not a curated record. Gene Ontology annotation, molecular function: protein folding chaperone; metal ion binding; protein-folding chaperone binding. NCBI's taxonomy places the organism in Eukaryota, Metazoa, Chordata, Actinopteri, Syngnathiformes, Syngnathidae.